AUGCUGUCCCCUUCCGUCACUGCCCUUUUGGCCAUUGGCCUCGCUCCUCUGUUGGCGUCUGCUCAGUUUCGCAUCACCGGCGCUCCUGGUGCCACCAGGAACAAUGUUCCUUCAAGGAGAAACAUCAAUGACUUGUACUCUGAAGGAGGUCCUCAAUGGGACCUUUAUAUCCAGGCACUCAGUCAACUUCAGUCAAAAGAUUCCGCCGACCCCCUCGGCUACUUCCAGAUUUCGGGCAUUCAUGGCGCACCGUUCAUCGAAUGGAACCAUGGAGGAGCGCGCAACAAUAACGGCUGGGGACCCCCCCCCCCCCCUUUUCCUCCUCCGUGUCGGAUUCAUCUUGUACUAACGGGCGACAAGGAACCCCUCUUUCUGCCCUGGCAUCGGCCCUAUGUCCUUCUUUUCGAGCAGCGCCUCGUCGAGCUCGCCAUCGCUAUUGCUUCCCAGUAUCCCGCGGCGUUCCAUGACCAGUAUUUGGCAGCGGCGAAUAGCCUUCGCUCACCGUUCUGGGACUGGUCUGCCGAUUCCAACGUCCCGGCCUGCACCGUGCCGCAGACUGUAUUCAUCAAGGUCCCAAACGGCCAGAACCUGACGCGUAGUGAGGUCAGGAAUCCAUUAUCAUGGUAUGACUACCCGUCGGAAGCCCGAGACGGUCGGUACGGGCCGUUUAUUCAAGCACCGCGGACGUCGAGGUGUGCUGCUCCCGCACGGAACCCUGACUCGGCAAACCAAGAACUGCAGUCGUAUGGACUCAGGCAGGCGACUUAUGACAUCUUCGCCACCGCUACCACCUUCAACGAGUUUGCCGUCAGCGGCAGAGUCCAUCACCUCGAAGAGUUGCACAACGACGUCCACUACUCGGCCGGCUGCCAGGGCCAGUUUUUGGACGCUGGUGUGAGCGGUUUCGACCCCCUGUUCAUGCUUCACCAUACUCACGUCGACCGCCUCUGGGCGUACUGGCAAUUCAUCGUCCCGUCCCAGGCCAGUUUCAGCGGCUCUUACCAGGGUCAAUCGCGUUUCUCGACCCCCGCAGGCACCGUCAUCCACCCCAACUCCCCUCUCCCGCCGUUCUUCGACCGCAGCCUCAGAUACUUCACGCCCAACUCGGUCUCGAGCAUCCGGGGAAUGGGGUACACCUACGAGGGGCUCGAGUACUGGCGCAUGUCUGCUCAGCAGCUCCGGCAAAGCGCCAUCCAGACCAUCAACUCCCUCUACGCGCCUGCUUCGGCCUUUGCCAAGAGAAGUGGCGCCGAGGCCCAGACUCGACACUUUGCUCACAUCGAGCUUGACAGAAACCAAGUCCAGCGUCCAUCCGCUGUCACGUUGUUCAUUGCUGGGAAGAAGGUCACCACCGUCCCUGUCAUGAGCGCGCCGGCCAAGGGUAUCCUUCACAGCAGUGUGUCCAUCGACAAAGUCCCGAAUGAGUCGUCGUGGAAUACCGUCGAGAUCCAGAUCAGCAAGCCCGACGGGACUACAAUUGAUGUGGACGGGGUGGACAGCCUCAAAAUCACCAUUGAGACAGUCUCCAUGAGGCUUGCCGCGUCGCGUGACGAGUUUCCUGAAAUCGUUGAUUCAAAAUCGUAUGUUGCCAAGAUCCAGCCGUUGUCAGAGGGUGGACCAAAAUAG
Molecule: messenger RNA, 1626 nt
Organism: Metarhizium album ARSEF 1941
Lineage: Eukaryota; Fungi; Ascomycota; Sordariomycetes; Hypocreales; Clavicipitaceae
Product: tyrosinase 2
Exons: 5
Coding region: 1-1626 (541 amino acids)
Molecular function (GO): oxidoreductase activity
Source: RefSeq, a predicted model, not a curated record